This is a messenger RNA of Miscanthus lutarioriparius, 234 nucleotides long. NCBI's taxonomy places the organism in Eukaryota, Viridiplantae, Streptophyta, Magnoliopsida, Poales, Poaceae. The record is from the annotation of a GenBank genome assembly.
AUGGCCGGCGGGAUGAAGCGGGAGUGGCUGCGGAAGAAGAUGGCGACGGCGGUGGCCGGGACACCCGCGGGCGCGGGCGGCCAGCAGCAGUCGCCGCGGUGGGCGCUGCGCGUCCGCGCGCUGUCCGCCGCGCUGCGCCGGCGGAGGCACGGGCACGGGCCGCCACCGGCCUCCCGCGCGUCGACUUCCUCCGCCGCCUGUACGAGAGCGUCGUCUUCCUCCUGCUGUGGGUGA